UGCUCCACAUGUGUUUUAAUGUCAAUAAACUAGACGUAAAAUCUAACCUCACAUUUUGCAUUAAUAAAUUAGUAUUUAUUCGAACUAUGUUAAAAAUAUUAAGAAGUAUUACUUGUUCGGAAAGGAUUCGAACCGCAAAGCAUAAGAAGAUCAGGAUCAGAGAAUAUAGCCAUAAAGUGAUACAGAACAAAUAUCCAAAGAGGAUAUUCUCUGGAAUUCAGCCUACAGGAAGUGUACAUUUGGGGAAUUACUUUGGUGCUAUUCAGAGAUGGGUAGAGUUGCAAAAUUCUGGCGAAGAAGUUCUGUGCAGCAUAGUGGAUUUGCAUUCUAUCACUUUGCCACAAGAUCCAAAGAAAUUGAGAGAAAAUACUCUAUUAAUGACGGCGACACUUGUAGCUUGUGGUGUGGACUUUAAAAGAAGCAUACUUUUUCAACAAUCUAAAGUGCCGAUGCAUGCAGAAUUGUGCUGGAUUUUAGGUACUAUCACAACCAUGGCUAGGCUAGCACAUUUACCACAAUUCAAAGAAAAGAGUGAAUUUUUGAAGAAUGUUCCCUUAGGCUUGUAUAUCUAUCCUGUUCUGCAGGCAGCUGAUAUAUUAUUGUACAAAGCAACACAUGUUCCAGUCGGCCAAGACCAAGUCCAGCAUGUACAAUUGGCACAGGAUUUAGCACAAAUAUUUAACAAAAAAUUUGGACAAACAUUUCCAAUACCACAUACUCUUAUUGGUGAUGGUCCAAGUCAGAGGAUCAAAUCUUUACGGGAGCCUGUGAAAAAAAUGUCAAAAUCGCAUAGUGAUCCCAAGUCGAGAAUAAGUCUCUUGGAUGAACCAGAUGUACUAUUGGAAAAAGUGAAAAAGGCUGUGACUGACUUUACUUCAGAAGUGACUUACGAAUCAGACAAUCGACCGGGAGUGUCUAAUUUGAUCAAUAUACACUCUCUGUUUACUGGAAAGACGCCGGAGGAAAUAUGUAAGGAAGCUGUAGGUUUAAAUACAGGACAGUAUAAAUUGGUAGUAGCUGAUGUGGUCAUAGAAAAAAUAACUCCAAUUCGCAAGGAUAUAUUAGAAUUAAUCAAAGAACCUAGCUAUUUGGACGAAAUUUUAAAAGAAGGCGCAGAAAGAGCUACAGAAUUUGCAACGGAUUGUUGGGUGGAAGUUACGGACAAAGUCUUUGGUAGUGAUAUAAUGCAGGAUGCGAAAAAUAUGACAAACACUGCAAAUAUUAUAUAGGAUAAACUUAGAAUCAUUUAUUGUAAAUACUAUAUCUUUUU
Linepithema humile (Argentine ant) is the source of this 1270-nucleotide messenger RNA. Lineage: Eukaryota; Metazoa; Arthropoda; Insecta; Hymenoptera; Formicidae. The record is from RefSeq and is a predicted model, not a curated record.